Messenger RNA from Paramecium tetraurelia, 1677 nucleotides. RefSeq lists its product as uncharacterized. The record is from RefSeq and is a predicted model, not a curated record. Lineage: Eukaryota; Ciliophora; Oligohymenophorea; Peniculida; Parameciidae. The transcript is spliced from 4 exons.
AUGCUAGAAAAAAAAUCUCAGACCAAAGAUAGACCUACUUUAAAAGUAUAAGAAAGAAAUUCAAAAUCAAUAACCAAAUGGAAUUAACAGGAAAAUUAAAACAACUUGAAUUCACUUCCUAAUCUGUAUAAUGUAGAAAUUUAAAAAACUUACCCAAAAUUUCAGUCAAGAUUCAAAUCAGUAAAGGCAAAAUUAUGCGGAGAAACUGAAACUGAAGAAUAAUAAUAUUAAAUAAGUGAACUAAUUCGAUUACAUUCUUAAUUAGAAUCUAUAAACAAUGAAGAAAAUAAUUAGAAAGCCUUUCAACCUCUUUUUGAUUAUUUUGAAUUGAUGAGUUGUUAAAUGGAUUUUUUGAUAUAAAUAAGAAUUGAGAAUAAUUAAUUAACAGCCUAUAGUGGAUAACUAUAUUAUCCUUAGAUUGGAAUAGAAUUAGAAAAUGCAUAAAAAAUUUAAUUUUUGGCAGAUAAAAUGAAAGAUUGCAUCAAUUCUCAAAAAAUAAUUGUAGAGAAGCUAGCUCAAGAAUUAAAUCAACUUGAAUCAUAAAGAAAUGAAAUAAAAUAAAAGAUAAAUCCAAUAAAUGAAGAGAUUUUUCCACUUCAAAACUAGUUAAACAGUGUUGAAAAUUAAAACUUUUUUUUGAGUAAAUAAUAAAAUAAAAAGUUCUUUUAACUAAGUAUACUUUAAGAGUAAUUUAACUGCUUUAAAAGAUGUUCAAAGUAGGUUUGUAUUCUGGUUUAGAAGCAAAAAGUAUAUGAUCAAAAUUAUGAGCCUUAUUAUACUAUUAGAAAUUAAAAAUAUUUGGAAAUUAAUUCAAAAGUUGAUUAGCAAAUUUUGAUGUCAGAAAAUAAGAAAUCUUAGGCUUUUUAAUAAAAAAAUGGUAAUAGAUUUGAUCAAAUUAUUCAUCGUAAAUAGUUUGUAAAUGAGGAUUUAUAUUAAGAUUUAUUGAGGCAUACAUAAGUAUUUUUCAUUUAAAUUCUAUGCAAAUCCAUAAAAAAUUUAUAUAAAUCUUAUCCUUUUAAUAGUAAUGAAAUUUCAGCUAUAUUUGAUACUCAUAGAGUGGCUGAAGAUCAGUUGAUGAAAAUCAAUUAAGCUUUGAAUUAGGAUAAAAAAUGCCCAGAAAACUAAGAUUCUAUUGUAGUGUAUAUCGUACGUAAGCCAAGUGAUUUUUUUUUAUAAUUCGUUGUAAAAGUCAUUGGUGCUUUGAAAUCUUUCGAAAAUCAAUUUUGCAGUUUGCAAGAUUUAAAUGUGCAACAGAAUAUUUUGAAUAUUAAAGAAGAUUCAAUUAGACAUAUAUCAUAAUGUUCAUUAAAAGAUUGUGAGAGUCAAUUGAAUAAAAUGAGUUUAAAUGCAUCAGAUUGUGAGAUAAUAUAAAUAAAAUUGGAAAUAAAAUUGAAACUAAAGUUAUAAAGAAACAUUCAUUUUUUAUAUAUAAUUCAAGAAAAGAUUACAAAUUAAGAAGCAUUCUGCAGAUAAUUUAAAGAUUGCUAUAAAAAGAAAAAGGGCUUAAAGGAUUAAAUUGGGUCUGUUUUGGAGUCAAUCAUUAAAAAUGCUGAUAAAUACUUAAUAAUUACUGAGAUGCCAGAAAUGAUUAAGAUGACAUGUAAUUAGCAAAAGAAGUUGGCAUAAUUGAAAAACUUAAUCCAUUUUUCUUAAACAAUGGCCACAAAACGAUAAUGA